AUGACCCAGUCCUUCGUCUCCUUCACCGCCGUCCUGUUGACGGGAUUGCUGUCGCAUUCCCAGCCUGCCGCGGCGGUGGGAAUCAGCUGCGAUCCAAACACCCGUCCAUACUCGGCCUGGAUGACAGAUAGCGUCAUUGCCCGACGAGAUGCCAUUCUAGGUGACUUUGCAGCAGGAGAUGAUAUCUACCCGAAUAUCUCUCGGAUCGGGCUGUUUGAGUCAACCGUCAUCCGGUUGAAGGAUUACUACGAUGCCGAUUCUUGCGGCCAGGUGGAUUGGCACAGUUACACGCUGCAGGGCGCGGAAAGCCUUCUUCCGGCAGUGUUGAAUGUUUCGUUUGAUGUGAAUGCUCCGCUCACUGUGUUUGCGGCGGGAGAUCCUAUGUAUCACCAAUACGAUCGCGCGCCAAAUGAAACUUACAAACAAGCCCUUGAUACCCUUCACGAUGCUUUCAACGCAAGAACCCGCGACUCAGAAGGCGCCUUCUGGUACUUCAACGCCUACCCCAACUGGGGCGUCCUUGAGGGCCUCUACCCUCUCGGCUCCUUCAUUUCCAUGUGGAAAACCUACUUCGAGCCCACUAACACCACCCUGUCCGACUCCCUAAUGCUCAGCCUCGAUCUAUUCAAAGACCACUGCCACGACGACUCCAGCGGCCUCCUCUUCCACGGCUACGACUCCAGCAAGACCGCCUCCUGGGCCGACCCCACCACCGGCGCGAGUUCCUACGUCUGGAACCGCGCUCUCGGAAACUGGUUCAUGACGCUGGUGGAUCUACUUGAACGAUCGGGCAAAAACAGCGCCAUCCUCAACGAGACGCAGCGCGACGACGUCUACACGAAAUACUGGAAUGUCGCUAACACGAUCAUCAACGAUGCCGAUGAGGAGACUGGAUGCUGGUGGCAGGUUAUGUUGCAUGGUGGGGAAGAGGGCAACUAUAUCGAGUCUAGUGGAUCAGCUCAGUUUGUGUAUGGAUUGUUGAAAGGUGCCAGAUUGGGCUAUUUGCAGGGGAAGACACCCAAUGGAGUGGGAUAUACUGAUGCGGCCGAUAAGUGCUAUAACUAUCUGGUGAGCGAGUUUGUCAAGGAGGAGGCGGAUGGCUCGUUGGGGUACAAUGGGACUGUUGGGGAUUGUGGAUUGUAUGAUCCCACCUUUGAGUACUACACCACCAGACCCAUCGAAUACAACAACCUCUUCGGCACUUCGUCUUUCAUCCUGGCAAGUUGGGAACAUGAGAUGUUUGAGACGGGGUAUUAUGAUUAG
Messenger RNA from Aspergillus welwitschiae, 1263 nucleotides. Its product is annotated as Six-hairpin glycosidase-like protein. Lineage: Eukaryota; Fungi; Ascomycota; Eurotiomycetes; Eurotiales; Aspergillaceae. Gene Ontology annotation, biological process: carbohydrate metabolic process. The record is from RefSeq and is a predicted model, not a curated record. The coding region runs from base 1 to 1263 and encodes 420 amino acids. The transcript has 4 exons.